Molecule: messenger RNA, 1450 nt
Organism: Sus scrofa (pig)
Lineage: Eukaryota; Metazoa; Chordata; Mammalia; Artiodactyla; Suidae
Gene: MRPL37
Product: mitochondrial ribosomal protein L37
Biological process (GO): translation
Cellular component (GO): mitochondrion; ribosome
Molecular function (GO): structural constituent of ribosome
Source: RefSeq, a predicted model, not a curated record
AGCCCAUUUCGUUCCCAGCAGGCCUUGCGCUCGGGAAGAUGGUGGCGUCCAGGUGGAGGCUUUGAGAAGAUCCGCUGGGUAUGGCGUUGGCGUCUGGGCCCGCAAGGCGGGCGCUGGCUCGCCUCGGCCGGCUCGGCCUUGGGGGCUGCGGGGCCCCGAGACGCGGGGCGUACGAGUGGGGUGUGCGCUCCACGCGGAAACCCGAGCCUCCUCCCCUGGACAGAGUGUACGAGAUCCCAGGACUGGAGCCCAUCACCUACGCGGGGAAAAUGCACUUCAUGCCCGGGCUGGCGCGGCCAGUCUUCCCUCCCUGGGACCCCGGCUGGACGCACCCAAAGUUCCGCCGUUUGCCCCCGCUUCACGAGCACCCGCUGUACAAGGACCAGGCGUGCUACGUCUUUCACCAGCGUUGCCGUCUCCUCGAGGGUGUAAAGCAGGCCCUCUGGCUUACCAAGACCCAGUUAAUAGAAGGCCUUCCUGAGAAAGUGCUUCGCCUUGCUGACGAUCCACGGAACCACAUAGAGAACCAGGAUGAACGCGUUCUGAAUGCCAUCUCUCAUGCUCGCCUCUGGCACUCUACUGAAGACAUCCCCAAGAGAGAGACCUACUGCCCAGUCAUUGUGGACAGUCUGAUUCAGCUGUGUAAAUCCCAGAUUCUCAAGCAUCCUUCUCUGGCCAGGCGGAUCUGUGCCCAAAACAACACAUUAUCUGCCACCUGGAAUCGAGAGUCUAUUCUCCUUCAGGUCCAUGGUUCCAGUGGAGCCCGACUGAAUGCCAAGGAUCCUCUGCCCCCUGUUGCCUCCCAAGAGGAGGUGGAAGCUACUAAGAAUCACGUUCUCGAGACCUUCUAUCCCAUAUCUCCCACUAUGGGUCUUCAGGAAUGCAAUGUUUAUGAUGUGAAUGAUGAUACAGGGUUCCAGGAGGGUUAUCCUUACCCCUGUCCCCACACCCUGUAUUUCCUGGAGUCAGCCAAUUUACGACCACGCCGCUUUCAACCAGAUCAGCUGCGGGCCAAGAUGAUCCUGUUUGCUUUUGGAAGUGCCCUGGCUCAGGCCCGGCUCCUCUAUGGGAACGACUCUAAGGUUUUGGAGCAGCCGGUCGUUGUGCAGAGUGUGGGUACUGAUGGACGUCUCUUCCAGUUUCUGGUGCUACAACUGAACACCACAGAUCUGGCCUCUGAUGAGGGCGUCAAGAAUCUAGCCUGGGUGGACUCAGACCAGCUCCUCUAUCAGCAUUUUUGGUGUCUCCCCGUGAUCAAGAAGAAGGUGGUUGUGGAACCUGUUGGGCCGAUUGGUUUCCAGCCAGAGACAUUCAGGAAGUUUCUAGCUCUGUAUCUGCAUGGUGCCGUGUGAGCCAAGGACCACUCCGAGGGCUGGAGCCCCUGAGCCGCAGUGCUCCUUUGGCUGCUGGUGGACUUGCAGACAAUAAAGAGCCUUUCUGGUGCGCUGGA